Myripristis murdjan (pinecone soldierfish) is the source of this 1903-nucleotide messenger RNA. RefSeq names its product zinc and ring finger 2b (gene znrf2b). Gene Ontology annotation, cellular component: intracellular membrane-bounded organelle; membrane; cytoplasm. Gene Ontology annotation, molecular function: ubiquitin protein ligase activity. NCBI's taxonomy places the organism in Eukaryota, Metazoa, Chordata, Actinopteri, Holocentriformes, Holocentridae. The record is from RefSeq and is a predicted model, not a curated record. Gene Ontology annotation, biological process: proteasome-mediated ubiquitin-dependent protein catabolic process; protein K48-linked ubiquitination. The coding region runs from base 473 to 1066 and encodes 197 amino acids. The transcript has 4 exons.
CGGGCUUGACGCAGCUGCCUCUCAGGGGGAGGAGGAGGGCAAUCCCUGCUUUUAUUUUUCUUUCCAGGCGACCACAGUGAAACACAAAAACAAACUUGAACCAGACGGGCUCUGGGUCAACUCUUGAGUUUACGCCCUCGUCUGAAGUGAAGACAUUGAAGAAUUCGAGGUUAAGAGAACAUAUUGUGCACCAGCCUGCAUACUGUUGAGCACAGAGGAGAGCGUCAGCCAAGAAAAAAAAAAAAAACGACCGUUUGGAAAUUAAUUUAUGCGUCAACGAGUGCGCACUUUACGCACAGCGCGCACCAUGAAACUUUAAGAUGUGGGAUCACGUCGCCUGUUGUUGUUCAUGUGUUGUGAUUCAGUGGUUGCUGUUAACUCUUGUGGGCUCAGUCAAGCCAUGUGUCGUGGCUAAACAGUAAAACGCACUCCACAGUGUUUAUCAGAGGAGGCUGAUUUGACCGAACGCAACAUGGGUGCCAAACAGAGCAGCCCGGUUUAUGAUGCCAGGACUCGGGCUUAUUCCAGCUCGGACCUCCCGUCUGGACACUCCAGCGGCAGCAGGGACAGGGUGACGGGGUUCAUGUUCACCUCCAGUGGGCCCGACGGCCCUCGGAUCCAGUACACAGAUGGAAGGCCGGCCGUCUCCGGGCUCAGUAUACCGAGCAGCGGCAGGUCAGGGUCACAUGGACACAAUCAAAGCCUCGACGGCACCGAUGGUGAUGACGAGGGCCAAAUAUCUCCUGAGGGCCCCAGGCUGCUUAUAGGGUCCCUACCGGCCCACCUGUCCCCUCACCUACUGGAAGGGCUCCACUGUCCUGUGUGCUCCAAGCGUAUGGCGUCCGAUGAGAUGGAGAAGCAUCUGCUCAUGUGUUUCAGCCAAAGUCGCCUUUCCUACAACAAGGACGUCCUGUCCAGAGACUCCGGGGAAUGUGCCAUCUGUUUAGAGGAGCUGGAACAGGGAGAAACCAUUGCCAGGCUGCCCUGCCUCUGCAUCUACCAUAAAGGGUGUAUAGAUGAGUGGUUUGAGGUGAAUCGCUCGUGUCCGGAGCACCCCUCCGACUAGUGGCUGCUAGAGCACAGCUUGGGACUGCUGUACAUCACUGUGGUGCCCCGACCUCAUCUCAACACUGUCUGUGCCAACCGAGCAUCAACGCUCCUCAGGGAUCGUAAGACAUUAACCGUGCGCGGGACUUUUGAUGUUGCCUCAAGGAACAGCUAUGAAACUCUGGAGGCGUUGCUCUCGACGUGGGACGCUCAGAGGACCGCCGGUGGACUCACUCGGUCUCCAAAUGUGAAACGGAUGUUGCUUGUGCCCCCCUGCUGGCCUGAAACGGGCUCAUGCGACUUCGGCGUACGCGCAAACACACACACGCUGAUCUCAUCGAGCAGCCUUCCGGAUCAGAGUGUGUGUUUUAUAGCAGAAGACUUGUAUAGUUAACGUAAGGGGAGCAGAGUGUCGCUGCUUUCCAGCAGAACGCCAAGGUUGAUGCUUGUUCUUAGAGACUUGAUCAGAAAGUUGAUGUACAAUGUGAAAACCUGUACCGUCGGCUUUAAAAGAUGAUUAUCUGGGUGUUGAUGCUAGGUAGAUCAUCGCUGUAAAGCAAAAAUGGCUCAAAACUAAAUUUCUUUAAACAAUCAUGUGACCUAGACCAAAUAGACUAGUAUGAAACAGGCUCUGACCGGCCUUAAUGAAUCACUUGUCCAUUCAGAACCGCGGUAAUGUGAUUAUAGUGUAGUGGUGGAACUAACAUUAGGCAAAGACAUAUCUUAUUAUGAUUGAGACUCUCUCCAGGUGUCAUAAUAUGCUGCUAUGUCACAGGUAUCUACUGGAAGGUUUUCCUGUAACCUUUAAGCCUUUGCUUCAUCAUAUUCUGUGUUUGUACUGUAAUGAAUUGCACAA